AAGUGGCUUUAAGGUAGAUCUACGCCCACAUACAAUAAUUGGCCACCAUGUUUUACGUCAAGCAGCAAGUGCUUUCUGUGUCCUGGAGAUCUUGGUCACUACAUUUUGAAGCUAAAAACUAUUCUAGAGUCAAGAAAGAUGCCAAGAGAGCCAACCUAGGAAGUAUAGUGCAAUACUCUUGUUGUAUGAGCCUGCUUUCCCAGGCUCUUUGGGCUGUGACAGAGAGUCAAGAACUGAUCGUUCUGGCUGUCCCAGAUUCUCUCUCCCUUUCUCUCUCAGUGUUUCUAAUAUCAAUAGCACGAGGAGCAGGUGCCUGUCUUAACUUCUCUCCAGUGGUUGUCCUUAUACUGAUGUAUCGUCAUAUUGCUACACUCAUUAGACUCUCUUUUUUAUUUCCACUGGACAAGUUCAUUAAACUACACAAGAUUGUGGGGUAUACUAUUAUUGUACUAUCCCUUGUUCAUUUCUUGGCACAUCUUGCAAAUUUCAGUUACAUUGAAAUUAACGACAGCAUAUAUUCUAAUUCUUCAAUGGUCCAGUACUUGUUUGGUGUUGGUACUAUUGGUUGGGUCUAUGGCUCUGCUGGACUAACAGGACUCCUAUUACUAAUAAUAUUAAUAAUAAUGUUUAUAUGCUCGCUGCCUGUUGUAAGACGUAAAGGAAAAUUUGAAGUAUUCUACUGGUCUCAUUGCCUGUACAUCAUCUGGUAUAUUGUAUUGAUACUUCAUGGGCCUCACUUCUGGAAGUGGUUCGUUGGUCCUGCUAUCGUAUUUAUAAUUGAGAAGAUAUUUCGGUCGAAAUUGUUUCACAUUAUACAUUAUGGAGGCACGUUUAUUGAAGAAGUAAACCUGCUACCAUCCAAGAUAGAUAGUUUCCCAAGGAGGUUAGGUACUCUAGUCCACAGGAGGUUCAGUUUUAAAGGAAGGGAAAAGAUACAGUCACAGGAUGAGAGACAACCAUCAACACACACUAUCAGGAAAUACGGAGGAAAAUAUAAGUCAUUCUUUUGUGACAGCAGAUUUGAGGUACAUAUUGAUGGUCCUUAUGGUACCCCCUCCAGUGCUAUAUUCCAAUCAGAACAUGCUGUACUGAUCAGCAGUGGUAUUGGAGUGACUCCAUUUGCCUCUAUACUCCAGAGUAUAAUGAACAGGUUUAAACUGAGCAAACAAAAGUGUCCUCACUGCUCUCACUCAUGGACUGGAGAAAUACCAUCAACCAUACUGAACCUUAAGAAGGUUGAUUUCAUUUGGAUCAAUCGUGACCAGAGACACUUUGAGUGGCUAGUCAUGGAGCUACUGAAUGAACUGGAAAUGGAACAGAAUGAAUAUGGAACACUAAUGGAUCGGUUCCUUGAUAUGCACAUGUACAUCACAUUAGCUUUACAAAGGACUGAUGUUAAAGCAUUAGGAGUACAAAUGGCUCUUGAUCUGAUACACAAAGAAAAGAACAUUGAUUUUAUAACUGGACUGAAGACCAGGACACAGACUGGUAGACCUAACUGGGAUAAGAUAUUUAAAGAUCUAAAGGAGAGUGGAUAUGGACCAGUGACAGUAUUCUAUUGUGGGUCACCAGUACUGGCUAGAGUAUUAUCAGUGAAGUCUCAAUAUUAUGGAUUUAAAUUAACAAUAAUAAUGAUGAUGAUAUAACUUCACUGUGUCCCACUCUUAUUUAUGUGUCUCUUUUUUGCUUUUA
Amphimedon queenslandica is the source of this 1692-nucleotide messenger RNA. Its product is annotated as NADPH oxidase 5-like. The record is from RefSeq and is a predicted model, not a curated record. Gene Ontology annotation, biological process: superoxide anion generation; defense response. Gene Ontology annotation, molecular function: superoxide-generating NAD(P)H oxidase activity. Lineage: Eukaryota; Metazoa; Porifera; Demospongiae; Haplosclerida; Niphatidae. Bases 48 to 1646 code for a protein of 532 amino acids. Gene Ontology annotation, cellular component: plasma membrane; NADPH oxidase complex. The transcript is spliced from 6 exons.